GGGCAGACCCGGAAAACGCGGACGUUGGAAAUUAGCGGACAAAAAGUCAGACAGCGCGUCCCCCCGCCCCCUCGUUGCUGGACCUCAUCUGCAGACCAGCGAGCUCCUAAGAUUUUCCCAAGAGUGUCCCGGUUUAGAGGAGGUGUGGCGAAAGGGGAGCGAGCAACAGCCAAUCCUGGGCGCCCACAGCCACUCCUUCCGCCUCAGGCUUCCAGCCCAGGCCACAGCCCACAACGGCGUGCGCUCUACUGGACGCGAAGGCAGAGGCCGCCGGCUCACCAGCUAUGGACGCCCGGGCGCCGCCGCAGCCCCCGGUCCAGAGCUGGGGGCCUCCAAGUCUCCUGCCCGCGCCCCUGGGGCUGCUGCGGCUGGACCCCACGGGCGGAGCGCUGCUGCUGCUCGGCCUGGCGGCGCUGCUCGGCUGGAGCUGGCUGAGGCGGUUCCGGCCGCCGGGCAUCCCCCCCGGGCCCACGCCCUGGCCGGUGGUCGGCAACUUCGGCUUCCUGCUCCUGCCGCCCUUCCUCCGUGGGAAGAGCUGGACGAAUCGCAGGGGGAGGGCCCCAGGCUUGGGCCCUUCCUCCAUGGGCUUGCAGGUGCUGCUGACCGACCUGGCCCGCGUCUACGGAAACAUCUACAGCUUCUUCCUUGGCCACUACCUGGUGGUCGUCCUCAGCGACUUCCACAGCGUGCGCGAGGCGCUGGUGCAGCAGGCCGAGGUCUUCAGCGACCGCCCGCGGGUGCCGCUUAUCUCCCUGGUGACCAAGGAGAAGGGUGAGCAGGGCCACUGCCGGGAGCCUGGAGUGUGGCGGGGCCGUGGGAACGCUCAGGGCUGUAGGGCUUGUGCCCUCAAUCCCCCUCGCUUCCUAGUCCGGCGCCCCUCCGCCGCACUCCUGCCUGGGAACCGAGGGGGAUGGCGGUGGGGGCGCCACCCUUUCCCCGGUGUUGAAGAUGCCAUCCAGCAGUGACUGAGUGGUAACUCAUUCAUGUUUCAAGACCCGAAGUAGGAAGCGCAUCGCAAAA
Messenger RNA from Artibeus jamaicensis (Jamaican fruit-eating bat), 1020 nucleotides. RefSeq names its product cytochrome P450 2U1-like. Gene Ontology annotation, molecular function: heme binding; iron ion binding; oxidoreductase activity, acting on paired donors, with incorporation or reduction of molecular oxygen, reduced flavin or flavoprotein as one donor, and incorporation of one atom of oxygen. The record is from RefSeq and is a predicted model, not a curated record. Bases 285 to 965 code for a protein of 226 amino acids. Gene Ontology annotation, cellular component: cytoplasm; intracellular membrane-bounded organelle. Gene Ontology annotation, biological process: xenobiotic metabolic process. NCBI's taxonomy places the organism in Eukaryota, Metazoa, Chordata, Mammalia, Chiroptera, Phyllostomidae. The transcript has a single exon.